Molecule: messenger RNA, 2624 nt
Organism: Colletotrichum godetiae
Lineage: Eukaryota; Fungi; Ascomycota; Sordariomycetes; Glomerellales; Glomerellaceae
Exons: 2
Coding region: 2088-2375 (95 amino acids)
Source: RefSeq, a predicted model, not a curated record
CUCCGUGUCUCUAUUCUCUCUGGACUUCCCUUCUUCCACCUCCGUGCUCCGUAAAGUCCGUUCGUAUCGUCUCUAUACACGCCCCCUCCCUGCGGGAAUCAACCAACAUUUCACAUUUUCAGCUCGCAACUUCCGUGAUCUUCACCUGUAUAGUCUAGAUACUUCUGCAAAAGGGAAGUAGGUAUUUGCUCGGCCCUUCUGAGGCCUGGAAACCAGUGAGAACCAAGGGAGCCAGAGCCAAUAUCAAAAACGAAACGGGCGAACCAGACAGUCGAACCGAGUAAGCACCAAACUUACUUACCACUCACAGAGUCACGAUAUACGUUAUCCAUGGUUCUAGUCCAAAGAUAGAUCCAAACUCUCUUUUUCUUUGUUGUCUCCCCUCUCUCUCUGUCAGCCUGUCCUCUCUUUUCCCCCACCUGGGACUACCGGCCGAUCAACAACACUCCAUGUCAACCUGCGCCUUAUCCCAUCGUGCCAUCUUACGAGAUUCCAAAAGCUUAGCUAUGAGGUAAAAUGCUCUCAUUUCAACCCUAGAUCCCUUGCUCCCCAUGUCCAACUCUCCUAAACAGGCAGUGAUCUUUCCUUUCUCCCUCUUGGACCCCUUCCCUCUGUCACUCCCCACGUCCUGAAUAACUCCGAGGGAAAAUGAAUCGCAAAAGUCACAAAAGUGAGGCUGGAUUCACGAAUUUCGCCUACCUAAACCCCACGCUUGACCGUACUUCAGGCCCUGCCUUGCCAAGACCGAAGAUUCGCAGGGACGGUUUUUUUACGUUAACCGUACAGCGUACAUAGUUCCCCCACGCGGGUUCGACUGCGGGCGACGGCGGGCGAGAACGCGGGUCGACGGGGCACGAGCGCCGAAAGGGGGGAGGGACCCCCCAUCGGAGUGGGUUCCCGCCCCGGAUAGCAUCACGGGGUGGUUGAUCACUGAUGAUGGUGAGAAGACAGGCGGUCAGGGUAAGUAAGUUACAGAAAGGAGUAGGUAUUUUCGUCGAUGAAUCGGGUAAAGAUGGUGACCAAAUUAAUUUACUAGGAUUAUGACGAAAUACUCCGAAUAAUUCAUCCGGAUAUGCCGUAAUCCUUACCCACGCCCAUCACGGGAAAAAUAAGGAAAUACCUAAUGGGAAAGAGAAGAAAAAGUAUAUUUGUACCCUUCAACCUGGAUGGUCCUUUGGCAGGGUCUUGCCGGCGGCAGAAGAUCGUGAGACGACACCAAGUGGUUCCCCCUCUAGCCUCUCUUUUCCCCUAUUUUGCACCUGUGCGUAAGGUAGGUACCGUGUAGGAGCGCGCGCGCUCUCGCGCGGAAUCUGAUGGCCACGACUAAUACGACGCCCCCCCUCCUUCUUCUAUUUUGCCUAUUUUGCACCAUGUUCCCCUAUCGGAAAGCCACAAUGGCGAAGCUACGGAAAGACAGCGUGACCAAAGACGCUCAGACGGUGGAGAUUUGGUGAAGGACAGCUCCGUGGUCCUCCGUAGGCACGGAGCGGGCGGGCUGAGGGACUACCUCAGAAAGGGAAAGGAGGAAAACGUGGGAAAACGUGGAUGCAUAUCGGCCGACCGCAACGUCUAGUGUAGCUCGACCGAACGGAGAUGGAUGGAUGGGGAGGGGCGACGAGCGAUGGAGAUGAAAGAUGGAGAUAAUCGACAACUAGAACAAAAAUAGGGGCUCCCUCGGGGGAGUUGCAGCUAACGGCGAUGUUGCCAUCAAAGGCAAAGGUCCCAGGAUAGGCAAAAAAAAAAAAAAAAAGUUUCCUAACUAAGAGAAGAAAAUUGGCCUUCUUGAAUCGCGAACGUGACCCUCUUCGAACGUCACUGGAGUUCGCGCGACGUUGCAAAUCUCCUCAACUUCUGCCCAGCUCCGCAUGCCGGAAGAACCGGCGGAGCGGCGAUUGUCGUUGCACGACUCGAGUUUGUCGCCUCCCUCAUCCGAAUGCUAUUGUGCGAAAGCUGACUCCGCAAAACCCGCAAGGCGCAGUACCUAAUUACUCACAACUCAAAUCUUGUUAGUCGUCUUUUUUUUUUCCUUUUCUUCCUGGUGUUCUGGGCCCACGCCGUUCCUCUCUCUCUCACUCUCCAAACAUCCGAUGUGUGAGCGUCAAGGUCUGCUGCGACUGCUCCCUUCUCUAACCUACGGUACGGUACGGAGAGGCUGGACUUGCAUACUCAACCAAGUCAUGACCCCGGUUUACAGCUGGUCAUGGAUGAUCCUAAUCAUGCUGCCUUCAUUGUUUUGUUGCUUAUACAGAAAAAAGAUGAGAGCUGAGGAAAAACAACAACGACAACCGGCAACACGAGGCAGGAUGGUUUCACCAGCCGUCAUUGUCUAUGCUUGUUCAUCCAGCUAUUACAGAUACGCCCUCUUCGUGCCUUGAUCUUCGAUGGUUAGCGUCGGUCGGUAUGCUGGAUGGUGAUGGUGUCGAUUAGGCAGGUUUCGCUAGGCCUGUUGGGAAUCAUUCGGAUACGUCCUAUAAUGUCUCCCGAGUAGUGCGCAAGGCUAGACGCCAAAGGGGGCCACCUUCGGGUUUGCGUGAGGGGACACUACCGUAGAAACUCGAGCAACUCGAACUUGCGCUAGCCCGUGCCAGCCCUGCUAGCGCUCUAGCAGAAUCGUAAUACUGCCU